AUGGACACGUCAAAUAGCCUCGAUGAUGAAGUGUUAACAACGCCACUUAUUUCUGAAACAGAUGAUGUCGAAAUGAAGGAGACGACUGAAGAAACAGUAGAAGUAGAAAGAACAGCAGACUAUAAAGCAACGUCAAUUGCGUUGAUUGAAAAAUUACUUCAGUUUUCAUCGCCUAGACUUGAUGCAAAGAUUGUAAAUGUAUUAUUUCUUGAAGGCAUGAUGGAUAUUUGCAUGACACAUAUUACAAGGCUUGAUUUGACAAAGGAACUAAUUGAUUUGUCAAAAUGUACUCUUGAGGAUAAAUUGAGACACGCCACCCAUGAAAGAGAUAUAAAGGAUAUUGAAGCGUUAAAAAGAUCGUAUCAUGCUAUGGAACUAUUAUCUGGUACAACGGCCAAUCAUUUAUGGGUCCAAAACUCUAAAUUUUAUACAAUUGUGAACCAUCUCUUUAAUGUCUUUUUACCAAACUCAAAUGGAAACUUCAAUCACUUCUUUAGGAUAUUUCAACAUUUGGUAAGAAGAUACCCUUGUGAUAUGCUUGAAUUUGUUAUCUUGCGUGAUAAUGCUGCUAUUCUCUUUCACUAUAUGCUACCUUAUAUAACAGAAAGUCCAGUCAUGGAUUCUAUUCUUGGUUUGAUCUUUGUGAGAGAUAUCAACCCAGAAACAAGAGGACAAAGAGAAAGAUGUCAUACUAGGUUACAAGAACUACAGUUUUUAGAAUGGAUAUUUCAAGCCAUGCAAAUGACUGAAUAUCCAAAGUUUGUAGAGGCAUCACAAGAAUUCUUUGCACGUAUUAUCGAAGAGUCAUCUCAAGUUGAAAAUGGAGAUAUCCUAUUCAAAUCUUUAAAUAGAGACAUGAUCCAAAUGCUCGUAAAGCGAAUUCAUAAUAGUCCACCCUCCAAGAUACGUAAACAGAUGAUACAGAUUGUAAAAUUACUAGUAAAAAGCGGAAUGUUGAAUACCAGAGCAUCAUCUACGCCUGUUCAGGGACCACUUUACUUUGUCUCUGUCAAAUCACAAGAGUUACUCGCCGAAUAUUUAUCCGAAUUUUCUUCUUUGAUUGCAAAGGAUCGUGGAGAGAACUGCGAUACAAAACAAUACCCUUUGACUACCUCUGAUAUUGAUUUAUUAGAAAUUGUAUAUCAAAUAUUAUAUAACAUAAACGAAAAACCACAGAUGCUGGCGUCUAUUCAUGUCGAUUUUUGGAAUAUUCUUGUCAACUCGUUCUUUGAGAAAUCAUCAAGCAAUAUCUAUCAUACGCUGUUUUAUAGAAUUUUCUGUUUAAUUUUAUCCAUUAACGAUGAGCAUACGUUGAAGGCUGUUAUAGAAAAACCUUGUUUAAUAGUAAGGCUUAUUGAUGAAUAUCAAGACAAAUCAAAGGAGACAGAUACGCGAGGUUAUAUCUUGCUAAUGUUAAAUCAUCUACGGCUUAUGGCUGACUCUCAGCAAUCAAAAUUUAUUACCCGUACAGUAGCAUCUCAUACUGGUCUUCGGGAGUUUUUACCUACAUUAAGGAAUGAUACCCUUACUCAGCUUCAACACAUUUAUACUUGGAAGUUGGAUGCAUGUCCUCGACCUCCAGCUCAUAUCGGCCCAAGUCCUCCUAUCCAAGUAACUCAUUUUUCUCCUUAUGCAGGUACCAUACCCUUGAUGUCCAACAUGGCUGACUCAGGACAAGAUGGAAUUGAUCUUGGUAGUGAUUUUGCAUACAGUUUAGGAUUUAGUGAUUCUGUAGAAAGAGAAGAGGGGUUUGAGACUCCUGGCUAUCUAUCUCGUAGAAACUCAGAUCAAUCACUAUCGUCUACGCAAAGUGAAUCUGGACAACCGAUAGUGGGCAUCGUCUUUGAGAGUCUGACACCAGAAGAGCCGACACCAACACCUUCUGUUUCUAAAAAGAAGAAGAAAAAGAAGAGAAGCAAAAAGCAUAAAUAA
Rhizopus microsporus ATCC 52813 is the source of this 1932-nucleotide messenger RNA. RefSeq lists its product as uncharacterized. The transcript is spliced from 9 exons. Lineage: Eukaryota; Fungi; Mucoromycota; Mucoromycetes; Mucorales; Rhizopodaceae. Bases 1 to 1932 code for a protein of 643 amino acids. The record is from RefSeq and is a predicted model, not a curated record.